UAUCGUUUCGGUGAAAUUUAAUAAGACGUUUAUUCGCGUGCGUGGGCGAGAUACACGGAUUCCGAACGCAUUUGAAUCUUACGGGAGUACCUGCCGUGUGAAAAUCUUUGAAGAAUGUGAGGGUGGUAUCGAAGAUCAGGUGAAGCAUUGUGAUCGGUAGAAUGAAAAAAACGGACCGAGCUGUACCUGCUAAGAGCUGCAUCCUUCGGAAUGGUCGGUGCAUCAGUCGACAGGAAAGGGAGCAUUGUGGUAACGAGAGAGAGAUGAGAACAGGCCCUUUCAAUGUGAGCAACAGCUCCUACGGUCGGCAACCUUUUCCGGCCUGGUAUCGAAAGCUCUUUAAGAAUGCUUUUAAAAUUAAAAAUACGGAUGAUAUGGUAAAAUCUAAACCAAAAGCACGACGACUACUUGGCAUGGGUUCGCGUCGCUUUUCCAGUCCAGAACCAGUAUCGCCAUCUUUCGAUAAAGAAAAUAAUAGCGUCGCUUGCAUAUCGCAUACGAGUGCUAGCCCUCAAAAGAUUGUCGGUGUAAAGAGGCCCCGUCAUCCGUUAGAAGAUUGGGAUCCUAAUAGUCAAGAUAGCGGAUAUGAAGCAAGCUUUCUCGAAAAGGAAGAAAAGUCGAAACGAGAUAGGUUUCGAUUUGUGGAGCCUCUUGCUGUUGCUCCUCGUCGAAUGUUUGAAUGCCGAAGCCCAAUGGAAUCUCCGAUACGAUCAUCGCCACAACGAACACGAGUUGCACGACCAUCAUUAUUUCGAAGUCUUUCAUCCGGUUACGAGAGUAUGGAUGAUGGAUUCAAUGAGUUGAUAGAUGAGAAUUCCGACGGUACGACGGAAUUGCCGAACGGGAUUUCAACUCUUCUUUGCGGCGAUAUUGUAAGUUGCGAUGUAGAAAACGAAACCAUGAUCUCUGACUCGAAUCCGAGUACACCCGAAUUUCCACGUACCAACAAUGGUGCAAGCGGUUUUAGGCGUUCAUUGUUAUUACAAGAUGAAAGACAAGAGGACCGGAGAAAUUCAUCUCUUUCAAAAGUACGUUCUUGUUUGUUUCGUUCUCCGAACGCAAGUUCGUCCACUGUAAAUCCAGGUUUUGAGGAUACUAGCCCGUUGGCGUCGACGAUACCUGUGACCCGCCGUAGACGAAUUUCUUCCGAUUUUGUUGAUAGGAACGCUAUUGCGAAUUGCGGAGUCGAGAAUAAUUCUCCAUUAUUCGUUCGAAUGUUUAAACGACCAGAUCCACCGAUUAAUGAUAGCCCGAAACUAAUAAAAAAAUCACGAAUGUCAAACAGUUUUAACGAUAUUGCAAAGGAAUGCGAUGUAAAUGAAGGCAUGGCAUUUGAUGUGAAGUACGUGCAAAGAAAUUUCUCUUCUUCAGAAUCAGUAAUGCCAACAGCAAUAGAGACAACAAAUAUAGAAGUAGAUGUAGAAAUGGAAUCGGAAACGGAAACGGAAGUAAAGUCAGAAGAUGAAACACAUGCGCACAUUAAAUCGGCCAUACAUCGUAGUAUUACCGACGCUGAUCUUACAGGAGAUUUUAGUAAACCGUGUGUUCUACCAUUGGCAGUCGGUCACCACGAAGACUUGAAAUCGAUUUCCGUCGAUACAUUAGCUGCCUUGAUACACGGAGAAUUUAGUGAUCGAAUUGGUUCAUUCAAAAUCGUAGAUUGUCGUUAUCCAUACGAGUUCGAUGCUGGCCAUAUUCAAGGCGCUUUGAAUCUUUAUAGCAAAGAUCUUAUUGAGCAAAUACUUUUGGAUCCGUUGACAAAUAGGCCCGAAAUUCAACCAGAUACAAAUAAAAGAAGUAUUUUAGUGUUUCAUUGUGAAUUUUCGUGGGAACGCGGCCCAAAUCUUUCACGAUUUUUGCGUAGUUUGGAUCGGCAACGUAACAAAGAACAUUAUCCCGCUCUUUAUUAUCCAGAAGUUUAUCUUUUGCACGGUGGAUACGAGAAAUUUUACAAGGAACAAAAGGCGUUAUGUACGCCACAGGGUUACCGACCGAUGAGACAUCCUGAUAACCAAGCUGACCUUAGACAAUUUCGGAACAAAAGUAAAAGCUGGCAAGGUGAGAAGUCAAGAAUCGGUGGUAGUGCAACGCGAAAUAAUCUAAAACGUUUAGGUUUCUAAUUCUCCGUUUUUCUCUCUUUCUCUCUUUCUCUCUCUCCCCUCCACUAUCUUUUCUUUCUUCUCUUCGUUUCUUUCUUAUGUACACUCUACCAAUUCUUGUCUUUCUCACUCUUGUUGCUUCAUUUUCAUCAACAAUUGAUAAUCGAUUUGGGGUUGAAAGAAUAUGAUCCGGUAUAAAAACGCAUAUAAGUGCAAAUUGCAAAUAGUAGAUAAAGUGAGAUAUAAAGAAGGAACAUUUUUCUUUUCAUGCUAUUCUCACGACAAAUGUGUAGUUGUUCCUAUUUUACUUUUUUUUGUAAAUAAUGAUAGUUUGUUUUGUUCAAAUACGCUUAAAUUUUUAGUUAAACAAUUUUAGGAAGAGUGUACUUACACGUUUUUAUAACAAAGAAUAACGAUAAAAGCAUUAAGUUAAUGCAGAGAAGAAUACUUGCUCACCUUUAUUACCCUCGUGAAAUAAAGUAAAAUAAGAUAGUGGUAGAGCAAAACGAGUCGAUAACGAUGAUUAUAUUCUCGGGCAGGUUUCCCAUUCGUAUGUAUUCAAUAUCGACGUUUUUUUUUUUUAUCAAAUUCGCGUAUAUUUUUGCACGGAAUUUAAUGUCGUUGUUGCUCGGGAUACUCUGUUUCGCCAAAGUCUAGCGUGUAUACACCAAAUGUAUAAGAAAUGAGCGAGAAAUUAUUAGAAGAUUGAAAUGUCUUCGAAUGUGCAAAUUUAUUUGUUAUGUUGAAUGUGGUGAUGACGUACGCAUGGUGUGUAUUCGUGUAUGUAACGCAUGUGCGCUCGCGUGCGUAUAUGUGCGUAUAUGUGCCGUAUGGUGUGUAAAGAAAGAUAUUAAAAUAAUCAUAUGUUACAUGCAUUUACUUAUUUUAUGUAAUAUGAUAUAUUUCAAACGAUUAAAAAAAUCUUUAUUUCAAUUGUA
Molecule: messenger RNA, 3037 nt
Organism: Apis dorsata (giant honeybee)
Lineage: Eukaryota; Metazoa; Arthropoda; Insecta; Hymenoptera; Apidae
Product: M-phase inducer phosphatase 2-like
Exons: 3
Coding region: 162-2120 (652 amino acids)
Biological process (GO): positive regulation of G2/MI transition of meiotic cell cycle; protein dephosphorylation; G2/M transition of mitotic cell cycle
Cellular component (GO): nucleus; cytoplasm
Molecular function (GO): protein tyrosine phosphatase activity
Source: RefSeq, a predicted model, not a curated record